Eriocheir sinensis (Chinese mitten crab) is the source of this 2000-nucleotide messenger RNA. Its product is annotated as blastula protease 10-like. Lineage: Eukaryota; Metazoa; Arthropoda; Malacostraca; Decapoda; Varunidae. The coding region runs from base 96 to 1517 and encodes 473 amino acids. The record is from RefSeq and is a predicted model, not a curated record. Gene Ontology annotation, biological process: proteolysis. The transcript has 11 exons. Gene Ontology annotation, molecular function: metalloendopeptidase activity; zinc ion binding.
GCCGAUAAGCAGCGUUAUCUUACGCAGGCAGGAAGUGUCGCCGUUCUAUAUACACGCCAAAGCCUAGGCCAGGCAGUGUGUACUGGCGCCUCACAAUGGCAAGACUUCUCUCAACUUGCCUGUUGCCGUCCCUCCUAGUUCUGAGCACCAGCAUCACUCUGGGACACGCCAAGCCACACACUUCCCAAGAGGAUGAGUUUGAGGCGUCACCUGACUCCCUCAAACGCUUCUUGCACAGCGCGGGCCUAGCAGAAGCAGAGGGCAUGGUCGUGAUGGGGGACAUGCUGGUGCCCCGGAAUCUCUACCAGUUGCACUUUAAUUCCUCUUACGUCGCCCUUCGCAAAGGCAUCAUUGACAACCUCUUAUGGCCCAGUGAGGGAGGAGGCGGGCCUGUUAUUCCCUACGAGUUUGCAGACGAGAGAUAUCGAAGAGAGAUUGAAGCCGGGCUGAGGCACUGGGAGCAACACACCUGUCUUACCUUCAGACCAAAGACAGACGUUGACACAAACUGGCUCACGUUUAUCCACGGCAAUGGGUGCUGGUCUUACAUAGGGAGACAAGUGAAUGGUCAAAGUGUCUCUAUCGGCACAGGCUGUCAAUCGCUCGGGACGGUGGUCCACGAGGUGGGACACGCCAUCGGCCUCUUCCACGAGCAGAUGAGGUCUGAUCGUGACGACUACGUGGUCAUCAACUGGAAGAACAUCCCCAGCGAGUAUGAAAGUAACUUUGCUAAGUUAACAGAGUUCGAAAACAGCCGCAGCGUGCCCUACGACUACACGUCCAUCAUGCACUACGGGGGAAGGGAUUUCAGCAGCAACGGCCGGGCCACCAUCUCCGCCAAGGAUCCAGAGCACCAAGGACUCUUGGACCGCUCAAAGGGGCUCUCUCACCGCGACAAACACCUGGUCAACAUCAUGUACAGGUGUAUCGACAGGUGGCAAGCAGCGUGUGGGUCAGCGGUAACCUGUGAAGGGGAAGGCUACGUGGGGCGGGACUGUACCUGUGUGUGCCCACCUGGCCGAGACGGAGACAGGUGUGAGGUGAUCACAGGAGACUAUUACGCCGACUCCCUCCCAGCCUGCAGCAGAACCAUCACCACGGAAACCAACUUCACGUCGCCGAAUUACCCUGGGAAGAUCCCGUCAGGUACUUGGUGCGUGUACAAGGUGGAGGCUCCCGACGGCCAGGUGCCCGAGGUUAUUUUCCACUCGUUCAGCCUCCGCUCCACAAGCCGGUGCAAUGACUUUCUGGAGGUGCGGGACGUGAACAUACACGACGGAGAGGUGUUCUGCGGCAUCAAUAUCAAAGAAGGACAGAGCUUCGUGGGCGCUUCCGGGCACCUGUACCUGUACCUGGACGUCUUCACAACCUCAUCUCGGGGCUUCCAGGCCGAGGUUGUGUUUCAAGACGCCAGUAACCCACCCGAGCCCAAGAACGGAGGUGUGAGUGGCCUAACACCCUCCAUCUUAGCGGUGUUGGUGGCCUUCCUGGUGGCUCAGGUGUUUGAAAGGUUCUAGCCACGCAGGUAAUGCAAGGAAGGGUAACCCGGUGGCGGCAGGGAAGCAUUUAGGACAAACUCUAGUUCUUUAAUUGCUCACGCUGCAUCUAUACUAUUCUAUUCUGGUUCUCCUCUGUUUCUUUAAUUUCUCACGUUGAAAUUUAGAGACUGGAAACUGUACCUUAAGGAGUUAUUGUGGAACUCUCAGUCCCUCUCAAUACAUGAUGGGAAGCACCAGAACGAAAAAAGGGGCGGGAAUUCAAGUAUUCUAAGUUUUAUGUCAAGGAUGGAAUUUACUCUUCGGUGUUUGAGUCGUCUCUUGAAAAACAAUACUAUUUGCUUCCACCACACUCUGACCCAAAAUUAAAAGUCAUUGGAUUCAUAUACCUUGUAAAACAACUCCAUGACACUAGAAACCUUGCAUGAAGCUUUGUUGUAGGACUGAGUGCUGAAACAAACUUAUUUAUUUACCUAUUUUCAUUAAAAACAGGUUUUAUGUCUA